AUGGCUGAGAACUGGGAAGAGGAGGAGGAGCGGCUCGCGCAGCAGACAGGCGGCAUGAACCUUAACCAGCAGGCCCAGCAGCCCCAGGCCUUUGUUCCCGGCGCAGCCUCCUUCACCCCCGGCGCAAACUCGUUCGUCCCCGGCCAGGCCUACAACCAGUACCAGCAGCAGGGCUACGGGCAAUACCAGCAGUAUGGAGGAUACAACCAGCAGCAGCAGUACGGCGGCCAGUACGGCGGCUACCAGCAGCAGCAACAGGGCGGUUAUCCCAACUACAACCAGGGGCAGCAGGGUGGCUACCCUAACUAUGGACAGCAGGGUGGAUACGGGCAGCAGCAGGGAUACCAGCAAAACUACCAGCAGCCGCAGCAGCAGCAGGCACCCGUAAAGAUCGCCAAGCGUGGCGAGGUUGAUGAGCCAAAGAAGGAGGCAGCGCCCAAGGCCAAGGUCCUCUCCAUCGGUGGCGAUGCGCCCAAGCCCAAGACCCUCUCCCUCAGCGCAGCAGAUACCGCUGCGCCCAAGACCGAGAAGGUUGGUGGUACCAAGGUGCUUUCUCUCGGAGGCGCCCCCGCCGCUGAGAAGUCGAUCAAGGAGACCCAGGACAAGACCGCACCAGAGGCUGGUGCUAAGGUUGCUGCUAAGCAGGCAAUCGAGAAGACUGGCGAACCCACCAAGGCCACACCCGCUAGCUCUGGCCGCACAUCACCAACACCCGCAUCCGGACGCAGCAGCCCCACCCCCACAGCGAAGGACAAGGUUAUUCAGAAGGCCGCCGAUAUCGAGAAGGAGGUGGAGGAGGUCGUCGACGAGGCCACACUUGCUGAGAUUUACGGAAAAGAGCACGUCAACAUCAUCUUCUUGGGUCACGUCGAUGCUGGAAAGUCUACACUCGGAGGCAGUAUCCUUAUUUCUACCGGCAUGGUCGACGAGCGAACACUCGACAAGUACAAGCGCGAAGCCAAGGAUGCCGGUCGUGAGACAUGGUACAUUUCGUGGGCGCUCGACCUGAACAAGGAGGAGCGACAGCAGGGUAAGACCAUCGAGGUUGGUCGUGGGUUCUUCGAGACCGAGAAGCGCCGCUACUCUAUCUUGGACGCACCUGGCCACAAGACAUACGUUCCCAACAUGAUUGGUGGCGCAUCGCAAGCAGACGUUGGUCUCCUUGUCAUUUCAGCGCGUAAGGGCGAGUACGAGACUGGUUUCGAGAAGGGCGGUCAGACACGAGAGCACGCCAUGUUGGCCAAGACACAAGGUGUAAACAAGCUUAUUAUCGUGGUCAACAAGAUGGACGACCCCACUGUCGAGUGGUCCGAGGCCCGCUUCAAGGAGUGCACCAGCAAGGUUGUUCUCUUCCUCAAGGGUCUUGGGUACAACCCCAAGACGGACAUCUCCAUGAUGCCCGUGAGCGCGCAGACCUUCACUGGUAUCAAGGACCGUGUACCAAAGGAGAAGGCUCCCUGGUACGAUGGCCCGUCUCUCCUCGAGUACCUGGACGACAUGCAAGCAUUGGAGCGUAAGAUCAACGCUCCCUUCAUGAUGCCCAUCGCAGCCAAGUACAAGGACAUGGGUACCAUGAUCGAAGGCAAGAUCGAGUCCGGAAUCAUCAAGAAGGAGCAGAAGUACCUCAUGAUGCCCAACAAGGAUCUCAUCCACAUCUCCGCCCUGUACGGAGAGCAGGAAGACGAGAUCCCCGGUGCCACAUGCGGUGACCAGGUCCGCAUCCGUCUCCGCGGUGUUGAAGAAGAAGACAUCCUGCCCGGCUACGUUCUCUGCUCGCCAAAGCGACCCGUCAACUGCGUCUCCACAUUCGAGGCGCAGAUCGUGCUGUUGGACAUUAAGUCCAUCUUCACAGCCGGUUUCAACUGCGUGCUGCACGUCCACGCCGCACAGGAAGAAGUCACCAUCUCGGCGCUGCUGCACAAGCUCGAGAAGGGCACUGGCCGCAAGUCCAAGAAGGCGCCUGGUUUCGCCACAAAGGGCAUGAGCAUCAUCGCCAGGGUCGAGGUAACGGGCACAGCAGGCUCGAUUUGUGUCGAGCGCUUCGAGGAUUACCCCCAGCUGGGUCGCUUCACACUAAGAGAUCAGGGUCAGACCAUCGCCAUCGGCAAGAUCACCAAACUCAUCACCGACACUGCUGCUUAA
Molecule: messenger RNA, 2142 nt
Organism: Boeremia exigua
Lineage: Eukaryota; Fungi; Ascomycota; Dothideomycetes; Pleosporales; Didymellaceae
Product: eukaryotic peptide chain release factor GTP-binding subunit
Exons: 2
Coding region: 1-2142 (713 amino acids)
Biological process (GO): translational termination; nuclear-transcribed mRNA catabolic process, deadenylation-dependent decay; translation
Cellular component (GO): translation release factor complex
Molecular function (GO): translation release factor activity; GTP binding; GTPase activity
Source: RefSeq, a predicted model, not a curated record